Molecule: messenger RNA, 3227 nt
Organism: Cheilinus undulatus (humphead wrasse)
Lineage: Eukaryota; Metazoa; Chordata; Actinopteri; Labriformes; Labridae
Gene: morc3a
Product: MORC family CW-type zinc finger 3a
Exons: 19
Coding region: 1-3078 (1025 amino acids)
Cellular component (GO): nucleus; PML body
Molecular function (GO): zinc ion binding; ATP hydrolysis activity
Source: RefSeq, a predicted model, not a curated record
AUGGCGGCGCAGGCAGACCGCGGAGUACCGCUGAGUACGCUUUGCCCUAAGUUUCUUCACACCAAUUCCACCAGCCACACCUGGCCCUUCAGUGCCAUAGCUGAGCUCAUAGACAAUGCCUAUGAUCCUGAUGUCAGUGCCAAACAUUUCUGGAUCGAUAAGACUGUGGUCCAAGGACAAGAAUGCCUCAGCUUUAUGGAUAGUGGAAACGGUCUGAACCUUGAAACCAUUCAUAAGAUGCUCAGCUUUGGCUACAGUGACAAGACGGCUCUUAAGGGUGUGAAGCCAAUCGGUAUGUAUGGUAACGGGUUCAAGUCUGGCGCCAUGCGUCUUGGAAAAGACGCCAUCGUCUUCUCCAAAUCAAAGACAACUUCCUGCGUCGGGAUGCUCUCCCAGACCUACCUGAAAGAAAUCGACGCCAAGCAAAUCAUUGUUCCUAUUGUCUGCUUUCAACAGAGUCAGACAAAAUCAUUUAGAGUUGCAGAGGAGCAGCAUGCCAGUCUGACGGACAUUUUAAAGUAUUCCCCAUUUAAGACACAGGAAGAGCUGCUAAAAGAGAUCGAAACCAUCAGUUCCUCUUUCUCUGAAAGUAAAACUGGCACAAGGAUCAUCAUCUGGAACCUCCGCGGGACAUCUACUGAAACAACAGAGUUUGACUUUGAGACGGACCGUUAUGAUAUCCGAAUUCCUACUGAUUUCUACGAGGAGAUGAAUGAAACUGCUCAACCUGGCAGGAUCGCUUCACACAUCCCUGAGAGCUUUUACUCUCUUCGGGCAUACUGCAGAAUUCUCUACCUGAAACCACGGAUGCAGAUCAUCAUACGUGGUGUAAAGGUGAAAUCUCAGCUAAUUGAAAAGAGCCUUGCCUUCGUAAGAAAGGAUCUCUACAAGCCGACUUUCCUGAACUCCAAACCCAUCCGUAUUACUUUUGGUUACAACACUAAAAGUAAAGACCAGUACGGCGUCAUGAUGUAUCACAAGAAUCGGCUCAUCAAAGCAUAUGAGCGUGUUGGCUGCCAGCUAAAGGCCAACAACAAAGGUGUCGGGGUGAUUGGAGUCAUAGAGUGCGGCCUCUUUCUGGAACCAACCCACAACAAACAGAGCUUCAAUGAGACGGAUAAGUACAGGAAAACUAUGACCAAUUUGGGAAUCAAACUUGAAGAGUAUUGGCAGGAAAUCCGUCACAGGAGACAAACUGAGGAUCCAAAUAACAACAUACCUGUAGAGGACACAACUAAGAAACCGGAUCAAAACUGGGUUCAGUGUGAUGACUGUAUGAAGUGGCGCAAACUUCCUGAUGGGAUUGACCCCAGCAAACUACCAGAUAAAUGGUCCUGCCAUUUGAACCCAGAUCCUCAGUACAGGAGCUGCAAAAUGCAGGAGGAAGCCGAGGACUCUGAUGAUGAUAUGCCUGCAUACCGAAAGACUUACAAACAACAAGAGAGGGUUCUUAAAAAGAAUCAAGAGAUGAGAAGAAAAAGGGAGGAAGAGCUGCGUUUGGCUGAACUCGCCAAGCAAAACCAGGCCCUUCAACGGCAAAAAGAAGAUCUGCAAUGGGAGCUUCAGCUGCGAGAUAUAACCUCAAAUUCCCCGUCCACCAGCACUAACAUGAGGAGACAAGGGGGCGCUGCAGGAGCUCGCAGCUCCCCUAGUAGCAAUGGUCUUCCAGUCAUUUCUAGCGUAUGCUCAUUAUCAUCUGCCCCCAUGAGGGGUAAAAGACCACAACCAGGUACUCCACAAACAACACCAAAGAGGCCGCGAGUUAACGGGCUCCACAGAAACCCCUCUAGUCCAUCUUUAUUAGAAGAUGGCUCAAACUCCCCAUCUUUGCUUGUAAAUGAUGAUGAUGAUGAUGAAACUGACGAUGACAUCCUUAUCUUGGAGGAUGAGAGUACACCCAAACCUAAAAAUCCUGCUUUUGAUUUAAAGAGAGUAAAAACAGAACAAGGGCAAAGUGACGCUAAUGUCGGCAUGCUUUUGGAGUGCACUGAUGAUGCCGCAGUAGAUGUUGCCAUGGAGACAAGUGAUGUAGCAACAGAUGCUGCUGAUACUAGCCCACCUCCACAGCACUCCACCAGCACAACUCAGACAGAAGUACCCAAGGUGAAGACUGAAAAGGAGUCUCAAACACUGACUGAAGGGGAGGAGGAGGCAGGGCAGAGCACAGCAGAAAAACAGGAGAGAGAAAAGAGUAAGGAUGUUGAUGUGGAUGUCAGCAGCACUGAGAACAAUCAUUUAGAUAAUAAAGGAGAUGCAGGACCUUCUUGUGCAGAUGCCUUUGAUAAAAGCGCCUCUGAUUAUCCCAGUAUUAUUGAGGUACAGGCGCAGCAGGACGAGCUCCUAGAGCUCAUGUCUUCCACAGCCCAGGAGAGAGACUCGUUUAAAGACCAGGUCCACAGUCUUACAUGCCAGCUGCAGGACAUGCGGAGCGAACUUGAGGAGCUGACUCGGCUCAAAGUGAAAAGGGAGUGUUCUCACCAGGCCAGCCAGACCGAGGAAACCGUGGAGGAGGGCUGCUACAAAAGUCUGUUUGAGAAAGCCAAACAGAAAGUUGAUGAACUGAUUAAAGACAAAGAGCAUUUACUGUCAGCCACUGAGAGCAAACCUGGUACUACACAAGGUGAAGAGAAGGAAAUGGAUGAGUUAGCGGUGCAGGUUGACACUCUGCUGAGAGAGCUGGAUGAGAGAAACAAGGAGAGGGAUGAACUGCGCUCACAGUUGGACAGACUUGAGGAGGAGAGAGCGAACCUGGCAUCCCAGUGUGAAGAGCUCAGGUUGAGUCUGCAGCAGCAGAGAGAAAACAUCCAAGACAAAGGCGCGUCUCCUCACAGCCCGACUGACUCUUCAGCAGGCGCAUGUCCGAAAGAGAACGGAGCGACAGACUCAAGAUCAGAUGCAUCUAGAAGUUUGAUUGAACUUCGACACAACAUCGGGCGUCUCCUCGUCUCCUACGUGCCCGCUCUGGACCUGAGCCAAGUGAACUAUGAGUGUAAUGUAAUCGAUGAGAUCCUGGAGCAGGUGCUCUGUGAUAACAGCUCUAUCGAACCGAUGGGGCUGAACCAAAAAUCAAUGCAAUAAUUUAUCAGAGAUUUUGGCAUCUGAGGCAAAAACAGAUUUCUUACAGUGUUAGGCCAGCCACACACUAGACGAGUUUUUAAUCUGAAACUAUUUUAAAACUGUGGUAGACCCCAGACAUGAGGACAAUUUCCAAAGAUUUUUCAUCUUCA